Lactuca saligna is the source of this 924-nucleotide messenger RNA. The record is from the annotation of a GenBank genome assembly. NCBI's taxonomy places the organism in Eukaryota, Viridiplantae, Streptophyta, Magnoliopsida, Asterales, Asteraceae.
AUGCUUUCUACUCUUGAAGAUCACUUCACUCGCAUUAUCAGUCCAAAGGGAUACCAAAGUUUUAGAAUUGGAAGUGAUGGAAACGUACAAGGAGUUGGACUAUUUGUGAAUACUGAACCAGAAACCGGGCAUCUGGUUUUAUUGUCCUGUGUUGAGGGUAGCCCAGCUGCUAGAGCUGGAAUACAUGUAGGAGAUGAGUUGAUUGAAAUAAAUGGAGAAAGAGUUAAGGGGAUUAGUGGUGAAGUUGCUGCACAAAAGCUUAGAGGUUAUGUUGGGACAAGUGUUACAGUCAAAGUGCACAAUGGUGGUUUGGUGAAGGCUGGACUUGAUGUUGCUCAAAUAUGCCUGGAUGGAGAUGAGACUCUAGUGAACACAAUAGAUAGAGAUGGGAACAUGCUUCCUGUUAACAUGAUCAAUGGCCAUGCUGUUACUCGUGAUCCGCUAGUUGUUCUUGUAAUGAGACAACGGCCACAUCAGAAGAAGUAUAAGCUGAGAACUGGCUGUGUUAAUGUGUCCCAUUUUCAUAAACCUGGUAACAGGGUGCACACAAAGGCUACAGCUCAAGAAACAUGUGACAGUUGGCGAAAAAGGGGAAACGAGGUUUAUAAGAGUGGAGAUUUAUCAGAAGCUGAACUGGGGAAGCAUAAAGAGGUGGUUCAACUGGAGGGGAACUUCAGUGGUGAAGAUACUGUUAGGGUUACCACCAUGAACAAGCAUGGGAAGCAUGAUUUGGAUAUUCCAGUCAUUGUCAACCCAAGAAAUGAUCCUCCAUUUAUUAAUAUCCUUGAGUUCAUCAUGUUGGAGAAUGUGACAGAAGAUGAUAUUCACUUUCCAGGUUAUAUUCACUUUCCAGUUUACAACACUGCACUUUUCAUUUAUGAUCUUACAAGAUUUGUUGUAAGUCCUUUAAUCCCAAGCCACUGA